Musa acuminata AAA Group (dessert banana) is the source of this 1576-nucleotide messenger RNA. Its product is annotated as GATA transcription factor 8-like. The transcript has a single exon. The record is from RefSeq and is a predicted model, not a curated record. Lineage: Eukaryota; Viridiplantae; Streptophyta; Magnoliopsida; Zingiberales; Musaceae. The coding region runs from base 279 to 1301 and encodes 340 amino acids. Gene Ontology annotation, molecular function: zinc ion binding; sequence-specific DNA binding. Gene Ontology annotation, cellular component: nucleus. Gene Ontology annotation, biological process: regulation of DNA-templated transcription; cell differentiation.
GGUGGGGAAACGACGCGUCACGGCCAAUCAUUUUGCUCCACCUCACCCACAGCCAAUGGCUUCGUCCUCCUCCUCACGGCCGACACGGUGAGAAGGUACUGACUCGCAUACAUAUACGCGCAGGCCAUAAGAGAAACACCACUGGCGCCAGUGCUUUGUUUCCUCUUCUUUCGGCUUCUCUCUUGCCCCGACUCGGUCCCCGUGUGCCCUGCGCUGCCUUGAUCCCAUGGCGCGCCCAUAAAUCUGAGCUGAGACGCGGCGCGGUCACCGUGACCCACAUGGAGGACGGCAUGGGCGACCUGUUCGACUACAUCGACGAUCUGCUCGACGACGAUGACGUGAUGGCGCUGGUGGAGCACUGCGACGACGCGGCCGCUGCUCUGCUCCUCCCUCCCCUGCCGCUUGUCCCUGUUGCUGCUCCCGUCACCGCUGCUGAUGGUGGGCUGGACUCCCUCGACUGCUCCGGGGACCACAAUGCGGAGCUCGAUGUUGUGCAACUGGAAUGGAUGCCCAAAUUCUUAUACGACUCCGACGCCUUCUCCCUCGACCUCCCGAGCUGCGACGCCAUCGCCAACGAUGCUGAUGACAAUGGCUCUCAAACCAAAGCCCGAGGCGACUCUUUCGUCUCUGCCUUGGGAGCGAACGCUACGGGAGGUGGCGACACGCCCGCUUCCUCCUCGUCCUGUUCGACUUCGGCUUCGUACUUCGGCGGCGGGAACAGCGCGAGAGCAAUGCUUCCUCCCGUUGGUCCUCCGGAGCUUCCUCCUGUGAUCCCCACCCGCGCGCGCAGCAAGCGCCAACGUCGCUCCACCUUAAUGCCCCAGCCCCCUUCCUCGGACGUCGUCGCGGCCCCCCACCCACUGUCCGUGGCCUCCGAUUCCGACCCUGAGAGCUUCGGCGAGUCCUGCCCCCCACCUCCUCCCCCGAAGAAGAAGAAGAAGAAGAGCAAGAAGAAGGGCCCCGGUGCCACCGCUGCGGCCGAAGGAGACGAGCCGGGCUCGCCUCCGCCGGGGAGGAAGUGCACGCACUGCGAGAUACAGAAGACCCCGCAGUGGAGGGCCGGCCCGAUGGGGCCCAAGACUCUCUGCAACGCCUGCGGCGUCCGGUACAGGUCCGGGCGGCUAUUCCCGGAGUACCGCCCCGCCGGCAGCCCCACCUUCGUCCCCUCGCUCCACUCCAAUUCCCACAAGAAGGUGAUCGAGAUGCGGAACAAGGCCAGCCAUUCUGCUGCCGCCCCCGGCGCCUCCGCGCCCUCCUCCGACGGCUGCGAUCUUCUCGGCUACAUGCGCCGGAAGGAAUGAGACGACGAUGACAGCGAACAAACUUAGCCACGCGCAAUCAUUUCUCUUGUUUCCGUAGCUUUAGGAUUCGUGUCGCUUUCUGAUUUGAUCGUUUGUUAUUAUUCUUUCUUCCAAAUUCCACUUUUUAAGUUAUGUACAGUAGAAAAAUAUGGCAGUUAGGAAGCAGUGAAAGAGAGGAAGAAAAAGAAUUGGCCAUUCAUCACAAGGAGAGGGGAAAGAAGACUUGAAGGGGAUUAGUGUACUCAACUAUUGGAGCUUGGUGUUCUUGAUUCUUU